AUGGUGUCUUUCAAAAGCCUUUUCGUCGCCGCUUGCGCCGCAGUGAGCGCCCUUGCCCUGCCCAGCGAUGUGGACAGCAGAGCCGUCAUCACCACCAGCCAGCAAGGAACCAGCGGUGGCUACUUCUUCUCGUUCUGGACCAACGGCGGCGGUAGCGUCAACUACGCCAACGGUGCAUCGGGUCAAUACGCCGUGAGCUGGAGCGACUGCGGCUCGUUCACCUCCGGCAAGGGCUGGGCGACUGGUUCUGCCCGGAACAUCAACUUCUCCGGAUCCUUCAAGCCCUCUGGUAACGCCUACCUUGCUGUGUACGGCUGGACCAAGAGCCCUCUCGUCGAGUACUACAUCAUGGAAAGCUACGGCGAGUACAACCCCGGCAGCAGCAUGACCAAGAAGGGAACCGUCACCAGUGAUGGAUCCGUUUAUGAUAUCUACACCCACGAGCAGGUGAACCAGCCUUCCAUCUCCGGCACUGCCACCUUCACCCAGUACUGGUCUAUUCGUCGCUCCAAGCGCUCCAGCGGAACCGUCACCACUAAGAACCACUUCGAUGCCUGGGCCUCGCUCGGCAUGAGCCUCGGCUCUCACGACUACCAGAUCGUGUCCACCGAGGGAUACCAGAGCAGUGGCUCUUCGUCUAUCACUGUCUCCUAA
Messenger RNA from Penicillium olsonii, 654 nucleotides. The record is from the annotation of a GenBank genome assembly. NCBI's taxonomy places the organism in Eukaryota, Fungi, Ascomycota, Eurotiomycetes, Eurotiales, Aspergillaceae.